Molecule: messenger RNA, 2019 nt
Organism: Scomber japonicus (chub mackerel)
Lineage: Eukaryota; Metazoa; Chordata; Actinopteri; Scombriformes; Scombridae
Exons: 4
Coding region: 275-1669 (464 amino acids)
Biological process (GO): negative regulation of circadian rhythm; negative regulation of DNA-templated transcription
Cellular component (GO): nucleus
Source: RefSeq, a predicted model, not a curated record
CCAACGGCUCACCGUGGGUUCAGUUAAGGUAACGGGACACUUAACAUGUUGAUUUGCUCUAUCACGGGCUACUUUCCGUCUGCCUUGUCCAUUUUUCCUGCAUACAUAUCGAUUGAGAUUAUGUGUCGAUAUUAAAAACGCUUUUUUUCACUUUAUCAUAUUCAAUCUACACGUCAAGUGGCGGCGUCAAAUUAGCAAGAAUAAGCCAUCGGAGGUUUUUCAAAAUAAAAGCGUGAAGGUUGAUAUAGGUGGAUAAAUCGAUUUGGGGUCCAGUAUGCCAAAGGAAGAGCCUUCCUUCAGCGAGCAUAGUCCUUGUGUUACAUCCAGCAAGAAUGCUAAAGAUAAGAGCAACAAUUCAACUAUGCUGGCAAUACGUGAUACUGAUGGCACAGAUAACUCCAGUGGAAGGGGCUCCUGCUGGAGUUCAGAAAAAGACUCUGGCUACUCAGACAACGGCUCAGACUGGCAGCAAACAGAUGUGGAAGACCAUCGGGGCAACAGGAGCCAGUCCAGAGGGAGUGCAGAAACUUCACAAUCUGGCCAAAGCCAAGAACAUGGGCAAAGGAACUCUGGGAAUCCUACCUUGAUGUCAGCAGGCCAUGAGCUCUCACCUAUCUACAUCAUCAACGACAUGCCGGCCAUGAUCCAGAAGAGAAGUCAGCUGCUCUGGAGAAAUGGAAGCAGAGAGACUAGUGGAGCCCAUAUGAUCUUUUUCCAGCAGCCUGCCUCGAUGCAGACCAACACCCAACACCACAGGCCCUCAUCACAGAAGACAAAUGUCACAGGAAAAAAAAACAGUAGCACUUACUUACCCAUUCUCAACUCCUACCCCCGUAUUGCACCACAUCCUAGCAAAAAGCAGCCUGAUAAGACUUCAUCGAAUGAUGAUUCCCAGAAUCUGAGCAAGAGGGUGUGCACAAAACACGAGAGUGAUCAGACACCUGUGGCUGGGAAUCUGCUUCAUCAGCACCUUUGUAAGCAACCCAAAUUAGCAGUCCGGACCUCUGGGCAGCCAUGUGCUUCUUCAACCACAGAUAUUCUAUCUUUCUCCAGUCCCACGGCUGCCUCCUCAAGCAUAACCUCCACAUCAGUGUCCAGUCUGCGCACCACAUCCUCCUUCCUUGCAACCAGAGGGCUUCAUAGAAAUCGCAUCACCAGUACUCGCCACCGCCGUUUCCACAACACGGUAGAAAUCCUUAAACAAUCAGGUCUGUUGGACAUAACACUACACACUAAGGAGUUGCUGCGCCAGAGCACUGCCACAGACAGAGACAUUGCCCAGCUGCGCCACCACACCGAGCUACUGUGCCAGGCAGCCAGCAACCCCAGCUGCAGCCUGAAUGGUAUCAUGGCCUGGGAGAAUCUACACAAAGCCAUGGCAGAGUCUGGUAGGUACCCCAACCUAAAAAUCCUGCAGAAUUUACAAAUCCUGUCUCAUCCAGAUUCUGCCAGCAAACCAGAGAGUGUUACAACAGGACAUGCCAGCAGACCACUAACUGCAGAGGAUUCAGGCAUGCUGCAGGCUCCCCUUCUCACUACUAGAUCAGAGCCAAGCCGUAGCUGUCCUGUUCCGCAGCAGUCUCAUACAGAGCAACACAGGGAGCCUGACGCCAGUAAAGAAUCCUCAGACAAAGACACCUUUAUGCCUCCUGACAGUUCUACCAAUUAGUUCAAUCUUUUGUGCCUUCAGAGGGAGAGUGAGUUCCUUAAGGGUUUCCCUGAGGAGAACUUGAAAACUGUGAGUUUAAUAGUUUUAUUAAUAUUAUAUGUUUUAAUGGUAUAUCCCUGAUCAAUGAAAAUCCAAUGAUGACUUGAGUUCAGUAUGUUUCCCCAGGAAACUUACAAACAGGUGCCACUUAAUGCCAACAAUGGACUUCUCUCUGUUGCCUCCGCACCUGACACUGGACUGCUCUUGGGCCCUCCACCAGGGGUGGGGUACAGCUACAUUGCCUGCUCUUUGCUCAGUGACUCCAUUAUCAGAGAUGUCAAACUCAGGUUGGCGAAUACUUUUUCCUUCAU